This is a messenger RNA of Copidosoma floridanum, 1346 nucleotides long. RefSeq lists its product as uncharacterized. NCBI's taxonomy places the organism in Eukaryota, Metazoa, Arthropoda, Insecta, Hymenoptera, Encyrtidae. The record is from RefSeq and is a predicted model, not a curated record.
CCAGCCGAGAUAGCGACCGAUUCAUAUAAGCUCCGCGCACACCAGUCCCGGUUCCACAACGUCGGCCAACCGGUACACUCGUCGCGUGGACCAUUUUAAACACGCGCUCGUGGGUCAAAUCUCUGUUACCAGUAGAUAGAGGUAAAAUAUACUAUACUCGAAAAAAAGCCGUCAAGUCGAUUCGUCGCGGGGGAGAAAAAGGAAUUGAUGGACCGAUAUUCCGUCCAAGAAGACAUUCGAGGAGUGCGCCCAACAAUUGUACAGCAACAGCAGGGGGAAGAGCAGCCGGGAGCGGAAGAUGAAGGACGGGCAGCCUCAGCAGAGCAUACCGGAGAGCAAGCACCUAGCGGGGGACGGCGUGCGCCUGAAGAUGCCCUUGAACCGGGAGAGCUUGUGGAUCGAGGGGGACGGGUGUAGCGUGGAGAUCCAAGUGAACCACGGGCUGGUGAGGGUGACGGGGGACGGGUGCCGAGUGCGCAUCGAGAGGAACCUCGGCCGCGUGGAUUACGUGGGCGACGGUGGACGCGUCUACCUUGGGCUCGGCUGCGACGCGGACACGGUCACGUACCGGGGGGACGGGGGUAUUGUCGAGGCGGGCAAUAAGGGCCGGGUGGCUGCAGGCGCCAGGAGGUCGCGCGUCGUGAGAAACGGCAGGCUCGUGGUGACCGAGGUCAAGGCUAAUGAGACCACCGGGGACGAGUGCUUGAGGAUACAGACGGGAGUCAAGCCCGGGGCUAGGAUCAGCAUCAACCUCAACGGGGUGAACGGCAAGUGCGUUAACAUCCACGGGACGACCUGCUGAUGAUUGGGUCGAGAGGAUUUUCUUUCUUUCUUUCUUUCUUUCUUUCUUUCUUUCUUUCUUUCUUUUCUAUUCUGCUGUACAGGUCUAUCAGAUAUUAUUAACUCUGCUAUUGUCACGACGGUAUUAUACAAUUUUACCAAGCCCUACCUUCCACGCCACUAGUGCCUCUACUUAUAGGUAUAUCUUUUACUUCCGUAUACGUACCUACCGUGUACUAAGUGUUUUGUGUGUUGUCGAGGUGUGACGUAAUUGUGAAUAACACACGUAAUCUCGGAGAGGACGGGGGGAAGUCCAUACCGAGACGACAAACAAGCUAGUGAUAAUUAUCGAAGCUGCGAGGGUGGGGGGGGGGGAAGGAAAAACAGCGGUAGCCAAACAGAUACAUAGCUACAUGGAUAUCGCGGGACGCAGUUGCAGUGGUAUGGAUCUGACGUGGUCGUCGAUGAUCUGGACGAUUGAUUUUUACGGGUGACCGCAGCUGGGUUUUAUUAUAUAUACGGUAUAGAGGCGGAAGUUGGAACAAAAAAAAAAAAAAAAAAAAAAA